CAAUCAUUCUAUACAGCUACUCCAUUCUUUACCAUUUGCCAUGUUCCACUUGCUGCUUGUUACACACUAAUUGAUUGUCUCCGUAUCUUUUUAUACUGCAAAAUAUCUUCAAUUGCAACCUCCCCCACUCAUCCAUUGAGCGCUACCCCAACACUGCAACAUGACAGACUCUCCGCCUCCUCCCUUGCAGCAACCUGCCUCCAACACUACUGUCUUUCUCGAUCAACCUCCCAGCUGCCUGCAAUUCUGCCCCGCAAUCCCCGACUGCUGCAUCAUCGGUACCUACUUGCUGUCCGAACAGAAAGACGAAGCAAAUGACUCCGACAUCAAACAGACCAAGACUGGCUCUCUGCAGCUCUGGCGCAUAAACCCAUCCACCAACGAGCUCACUUUGCUCUCCAAACUUCCUCUUCCCUACGCAGUCUUCGACCUCCACUUCCACCCACGCGAUCCCUCCCUCCUCUCCAUCGCAACAAGCGCAGGCUCUGUCGCCUUCUUCCGCCUCACGCCUGGCCAAAAUGCUGAUCAACCACCCACCCUAACCCAUCUGCUCACACAUUCCGUCCACGAAGACCCCUCCAUCCCCGCCCUCUUUCUCGCCUGGACGCCCUCGACCUGGCCAUCCCCCACCCCCAGCACCAAUGCUGACACCACCCCCCUCGACGCCUUCGCCGUCACCUUCUCCGACAGCCUCACCACCAUCUUCCAAUAUACCCCCGGCCCGACCCCGGACUCACCACCCCAGAUCGCGGAACUCGAUUCCUUCCCAGCCUCGCAGGCCAUCGAAGUCUGGUUCGCCGCGCUCGCGACCUUUCCCGACCAGCAGCAGCAGAAAAUCCCCUACAUCUUCACCGGAAACGACUUCGGCGCCCUCCACACCCGCCGCUACGACACCAACCCCACAACCACAUCAGAGACGGACGACAGUCAGCCCCAACCCCUCGCCGCGCUGCUCGACCACCACGACCGCGCCCGCCACCACACCGCGGGCGUCACCUCCAUCCUCCCCUUGCCCAUUCCACUCCGAGACGACAGCCCCAUCAUUCUCACGGGGAGCUACGACGAGUCCCUGCGAGUGUACCACGCCACUCGACGCGGGGAGGUUCUCGCGGAGAUAGGGUUGGGCGGGGGCGUGUGGCGGCUGCAGCUUCUGUCGUCGUCGUCGUCUACGUCACAGUCUGUGGAUGGAGACGAGGUAGACGAGGGAUGGACCGGGCUGGUGUUGGCGAGCUGUAUGCACGGCGGGACGCGGGUGGUGCGGGUGCGGUGCCCCUCCGCGGAGUCCGGGUGGGAGUUGGAGAUUCUGGCAGAGUUCACGGAGCAUGAGAGUAUGAACUAUGCGUCUGAUGUGUGGAAGCCGGCGGGCGGGUAUGAGCUACCUGUGCGCAGCAGCGAUAUGCCGGAAACGCAGGAGAUCCUCUGUUUGUCGAGUAGCUUCUAUGAUCGGCGGGUCUGUUUGUGGCGGGUUCGGGUGUAGAUAGAUAUAAAUAGAUAAAUCAUAAUAUAGUGAAU
Aspergillus brunneoviolaceus CBS 621.78 is the source of this 1512-nucleotide messenger RNA. RefSeq lists its product as uncharacterized. Bases 161 to 1477 code for a protein of 438 amino acids. The record is from RefSeq and is a predicted model, not a curated record. Gene Ontology annotation, molecular function: protein binding. The transcript is spliced from 2 exons. NCBI's taxonomy places the organism in Eukaryota, Fungi, Ascomycota, Eurotiomycetes, Eurotiales, Aspergillaceae.